UGUGAGAGAACUUCUUAACGUGUCGAUGCUCGUACUUUGGGAAGCAACAAAGAAAAAGCUAAGAUAGAGAGAUAGAGAGAGAAAGGGAGGGAGAUAGAGAGAGAGAGAGAGAGCGAGAGAGGGCGAGGGAGAUGCCCCCGCGAGGAGGAGGAGGAGGAGGGAGCGGCGGCGGCGUCGGCGGAGGCGGCGACGGCGCUCUCUUCUUCGCGGCGACGCUGCUGCUGUGGGCGGUGGCGGUGGCGUUCGAGAUCGCGGCGGAGGGGAGGAGGGAGCUCUUGGCCGUGGCCGCGGGGUUCGUCUUCUUCCAGGGUGCGAAUUGGGUGAUCCGCUUCUCCCUCUCCCGCGACCCCCUCUUCGUCAACACCUCCGUCUCCCUCCUCCACUCCAUCAUCACCUCCGCCUCAGUUGUAUUUGUUCUGGUUAAUCAGUGGGUUAUUAGAGGACUUGGCAAAAUGUUCGAACAUGAACAGUUGUUCGGUGGAACAUGGCUUGGUGCGUAUUCAGCUCUAUGCUUUUCUUGUGGCUACUUUGCUUAUGACCAACUGGACAUGAUUCGGUAUCGAUUAUAUAGCGGGUGGAUUCCUGCCAUACUUGUGCAUCACCUGAUCCUUCUGGUUUGCUUUACACUGGCUUUGUAUCGGAAAGUCACGAUCAACUACCUCAUUCUCUCCCUUGUGUGCGAGCUCCACUCCAUAUUUUUACAUGUAAGAAAAGUACGGCGGAUGGCUGGGUUUCGUGAUUCCAAGAGCAGGAUGGUUAAAGUUGAAUGGGCACUCAACUGGGCCACCUUCUAUAUUGCAAGGCUUCUCUGCCACAUCCUUAUUACAUACAAGCUCAUCAUCGAUGCCCAUAAGUUUGAUCGAGGAAUCGAGCUCCCACUGGCUCUGUUUGGAAUGGCCGGAAUGAAUUUGCUCAAUAUUUUCUUAGGCCUCGAUUUAUUAAAAGCCUAUCGGAGGGAGAGGAAUCAGCAGAGGAAUCAAGAAUGAAUGUUUUCCUCAAUGGCUCCCAACCUGUUUAACUGUUGCAAUUGGGUCUUAAUAUUUGCAUUUUUCUUAAUGCAAUCUUACCUUUAUGGUCAAAUUCAUUCAUCAAAUUGCUGCAUAAGCAACUUUUGGAUUUCUUAUUCGGCAAUUACAUGGAUAUUGCCAUCCAAUUGAACUGAGAAUUUAAUGGCUAGUGGUCAAAGACUAUGAACUCUAUUGUGACGACGAUAAAGUAUGGGAUCAAACUGAAACAUUCUAAUAUCUUUGGGGACCUUGGUGCAAACUACUGUUUUGGUAUUCCUGAUGCUUCUUUGCUCAUAUACUGAAGCACAGAUGGUUGAGAGGUAUGUCUUGUUUGAGCCUCUCUAAUUGACUUUUCCUGCAAGGCUGCAAUCAAUAUGUUGUGUAUCUAAGUAUACUAAAGCACUUCUUGAUAACCACACACAAUUUGUUCAAUGUAUUUGGAUUUUUUUUUUUUUUUUUUUCUUGUUAACACAGUAAGUUUGUAUAUUAAAUUAUGAACAAGGAAAAUGUAUCAGUUGCUUUA
Molecule: messenger RNA, 1530 nt
Organism: Ananas comosus (pineapple)
Lineage: Eukaryota; Viridiplantae; Streptophyta; Magnoliopsida; Poales; Bromeliaceae
Product: TLC domain-containing protein 2
Exons: 3
Coding region: 132-986 (284 amino acids)
Biological process (GO): plasma membrane organization; membrane assembly; regulation of membrane lipid distribution
Cellular component (GO): plasma membrane
Source: RefSeq, a predicted model, not a curated record